AUGGAGAUGGACAAGCUAUGGACGAUCAACAAGAAACUGAUCGACCCUGUGUGUCCGCGCCACACCGCCAUCCUCCUCGCCGCCCGCGUGCCGCUCACCCUCACCAACGGGCCCGAAGCCCCCUUUGUGCGCGUGCUGCCGCGGCACAAGAAGCACCCCCCAGCGGGCAUGAAGGCGACGGUGUUCUCCCGGCGCGUGUGGCUGGAGGGGGCAGACGCACGCGUGAUCAAAGAGGGCGAGGAGGGGGAAGGGGGAGCGAAGGAGGGGGGAGGGGAGGGCGAGGGGGAGGUGGAGGCGAUGGAGGGGGUGCUGCAUCUGGAGGGGUCGGUGAAGACGACAAAGCUGAAGCUGACGUGGCUGGCAGACAGCGAUGAGCUCGUGCCUCUCACCCUUGUGGAGCUGGACUACCUCAUCACCAAGAAGAAGUUGGAUGAGGGCGAUGACUUCCUGGCGGCACUCAACCCGCGCACGCGGUGGGAGGAGGCGGCGGUGGGAGACGCCAACAUGCGCAACCUGCAGCGGGGGGACAUCAUACAGCUGGAGCGCAAGGGCUACUACAUCUGUGACCAGCCGCUCGUGAGGCCGCACAAGCCCAUGGUUCUCAUCGCCAUUCCCGAUGGCAGGCAGAGACCCCCUCCUGGUGCAGCUGCUGCUGCUGCUGCCAAUUCCCCCCUCUCCGAUUCCGCCCUCCAGUCCACACCACUUAUUCCCUCUUCCAUCUCCCCUCCCUUCCCCGCCCUUCCAUUCCUCCUCCCAUUCCCCGUUCACCCCUCCCGUUCCCCCUCCCAUCCCCCCUUCCCACCCAUUUUCCAGUCGCCCCCACAUUGUCCAUCCCUUUCCCCUCCCUCGUAUUCCCCUCUCUCGUCCACCUUUCCGUUCCACUCUCCCAUUCCCCCUAACCACCCCCCCCCCCCCUCUCCAAUUCCCCCUACAUGUUCCCCUCCCAUUCCCCCGUCAUUCCCCCUUCCCACCGUCAACACUUCCAACCUGCAGCCAUGUGCGGGCCUAUUAACAAACCACGAGGUGUUUGAGCUGCUCACAGACCGAGGCGCCAUGGGAGCAGUGGACGUGUCACAGGGCGGCAUGGGACCGGCAGCCAUAGAGUGCCAGGUCUACACCUAUCUCUGCGCCGCCCCUGCCGCCACACAGACGCGGGCGGCCGUGGCUAAGUGCACGGAGCGGGCGGCAACAUUUGGACUGACGCGGAUGGAAACGCUGCAGCUGGUGAAUCUGAGGCCGUCCCAGCCUGUAGAAGCACACCUGAUCAUAGCAGACUGUGAAAUGCGUCUGCCAGGUGAGAGGGUGGAGCAGCUGCUGCAAGUGGUGGAAGAGACACUGCCCGCUGCACCAGAGCUGGAAGGAGGUGCAGAGGAGGAGGAGGGGGGUUGA
Molecule: messenger RNA, 1389 nt
Organism: Closterium sp. NIES-65
Lineage: Eukaryota; Viridiplantae; Streptophyta; Zygnematophyceae; Desmidiales; Closteriaceae
Source: the annotation of a GenBank genome assembly